Xyrichtys novacula (pearly razorfish) is the source of this 4041-nucleotide messenger RNA. NCBI's taxonomy places the organism in Eukaryota, Metazoa, Chordata, Actinopteri, Labriformes, Labridae. The record is from the annotation of a GenBank genome assembly.
AUGCACAUCAAUAGCUCAUGGACAGCAAGUGCUCACGUGAGAUGCAAGUGUGUGUUUCACAGGAUGUCUAAAUGUGAGCUGAUUGAGCUGAAGGACCUCAGUGUGAAUGAUUCAAUUGAGCUGGCUGCCCCUGCAGCCCGCAAAAAUCCACCGCCAGUGAACUCGGCUCAGAUAAGUCACUUCCAUGUCGUCCGCCUGGUGGGAGACAGCGUCAGCAUCGAGGCCCCACAUUGUCACAUAGGAGAUGCAGGAGUGGGUCAUGACUUCCAGCCGAACAGUUACACCCAUCUCACCUGGUGUGACCUGUGUGGAGAAUUCAUCUUGGGGCUUUAUAAGCAGAGUGUACGCUGCACCAGUGAGUAUCUCCUCUACGUGAACUUGUGUGAAAGGAUUAGAUGGGUAAUACUCUUCUUUUAAAUAACAAAUCACAGCUCACUACGAGAAAACACACAAUAUGACUAAAAACUGCAAUGGGGUAAAAAUCAUGCUUUAAAUGUGUAUCAGUCCUCAAUGGUGAUCAGUCCUGGAGAGACACCCCAGAGCUCAUGAAUUGGUUUGAUGUUGAUAAAAUUAAGGUCAGGGUAGUCCGGGGGUGUGUCUAGACUUUUUCGACUGGGGGGGGGGGGGGGGGGCACAUGAGCACUGGCAUAGACAGGGGUUAGCUAGCACAUACAAACAAAUUAAUAGAAUUUACCCCCUCUAUCCUGUUGUGUUAUAUUCCUGUGUUUUAAUUAUAUGAAGAAACACAACACAUCGGCAGCACUCUCAUUAAUUAGCUCAAGUCUUUGAGGACUUAAAAGGAGGCAAUUAACCAAAAUUAUAAUUGACUGUAUGAAGAAGAAGAUGUGCGUCAUUGCAGUGCAAAGAGAGCUGCUGGCAGCCUGUUGCCACACUGACUAAAUCCUUGUUUCAAAUAUAAAUCCUGCCUCUGGAAAGGGAAAUAGUCAAUCAAAGGAUAAUGUUGUGAUGCCAAUCACAAUUCCCUUUACCUCCCCUGAGGUAGAUUUAAUGUAUUAAUUAAAAUACAAAUACAAAACUAAUCUUAUUCUUUAGAGAUAAUGAUGUAUGUUAGGAGUUCACCUAUAUUAGUCUUGAACUAUAUUCCUGUAUUUUGAUCAUGCUUACUUUAGGUUUUAUUGUAAUAAAAGUAUGAAUAUAAAACCUCUGUAAAUAGUCAAUAAAUUCCAAAAGUUAAAGCCAGAAUCAAUCCUGUUACCCCCUUUGUUUAAGUUAUAUGCCCAGCCUGGACUCAUGGCUGGUGAAAAGGUGUAACUGUCCGUUCUCACACCGAUGCAGGAUGCUUGUGUUAUUUUUCCAUUCAUUCACAUUAUCUCAGAGUUAGUCCUAAUCUGUGGGAAGUUCUGGCAAGCUUCACACUCCAGAUCCAGUAUGAAGCUUGCUGUUGAAUGAAGAAUGGCUUUGUCCUUCUCUAUCAUUUGACUUCAGGAGCUUCUUUCCCAUAUUCAUAUAACAUUGCACUGCUGUUUCACUUGUUUUCAUGGUUUUAUGUCCGAGUUGUUUUUGUCUAUUUAUGUGCAGCACUUAGGCUAUGGUUGUUUUUAAGUGCUUUUUUAGGUGAGUUGAGAUGAGAAAAUAAGCAGGAUGAAAAGAACAAUUAAGAUUUGUACAAAUAGAAUACAAAGAUAUAUAUGUGCUGAUUUCUAGCCAGAAUGCAGAGUUCAUAACUUCUAAUAUUGAAUGUUUUGUUUCUCUCAGAUUGCAGUUAUACCUGUCACUCUCGCUGCCGGCCAUUCAUCCAGCUGGACUGCAGUGCAAAUGGAAGUUUGUCAGAAGAGCAGGAGGAUUACUCCGCCGACUCAGUUGAGACUAAUGUGGUGAGGUCCAUAGCUACAAGCACACAUUUUAGCGAUUACACGCUUGUCAUGACAACUGUCUUCAUUAAGUGGUUUAAUGCCAACAGUAGACACCUCAUAGGUCAUUUAAAAUCACAACUGUGAUUUAACAAUUAAAAAAACAGGAAAUACAACGUGCUGAAAACACACUAUACACUCUAGUUAUGUUGUCUAAAAUGGCAGGUCAAAGCAGAUGGAGACUACCAGAUUGUCCACUGGUGUCCUCUGAGUAUCAGUGAGCCAUAUGUUCCCAGAAACAAGGCUUUUACUACCUCCUCCUUGUCAAGGCAUAUAUAUGGAAAGUAAUUUAGGAGAGAGCUGAGGGGAGGGGAGACUUAACAACUUCACAAUAAAACAGCUGUCUUUAUUCAACAACCAUAAAAUCUGCAACAAUUAAGGCCUGUGGACCUGCACAAAUUAGUAAUAUUUGUGGAUUACCUCUCCAUUUUUCAGUUUAAAUCAUCCAGCAGGUCCCAGUAGAAAUUUCCUUGAAACAGAUUAAAUCUUUUUUCUUUAUCUGAGAUCAUUUAUGUCCCCUCUUUUUUAAAGGCAUUGAAUUUGGGAAAGUCACUUGUGUGUUGUAAUUUAGUCUUGUAACUUAGAGAGGAAAAGGAAAGCAAAAUCAGAUAUUUCUUCCAAAGAGUUCCUAACAAAUAUAAACAGCUAAAAGCCUUUAUUCAUAUAACUGUAUUUCAAAAUAAUGUUUAUGUGAAACAACAACAGUAAGCAAAAAUGAUAGUUUGAGCUGAACUCACGGUGAGUGGGCUGGCUUCUUGACAUCUUUGUCAGGUUUUAUGGUUGGGGAGGAGCAAAUGCAAACGCUGAGGUCAAAAGAGCUCUUGGUAUUAUCAGAUCUACUCAGACAGAUGAGAGAGAAAGAAGAGAUCUGGAAAUUUUUGUGGCAGUUAGCUUGAGAAAAUUUUCUUGGGUCCUUGCGAUCACGGGAAUCUACAAAAAGAUUGCCCAUGAUUGUCAUUCUUGCUGACUUGAAACCUGGAAAUGACAAGGGGAAGCCCCACGAGGAAGAUAUUCUGCAGUGAGGAGGACAGCAGCUCAGAGCAGGAACUAUAUUUCACUGCGUUUACAUCUACAGAAGGGCAGGCAAUAUGUGGUGAGGCUACAGCUGAUUUAAAGCUUAAUAAAAUCUUGUAUCCUAUCUUGAUCUUUCAUCUUUGUCACUGUGUUGCCUAUCUGCUGUACUGUUCUUUCUCUUUAAUUUUUCAGGAUGAACAGAUUGAUUGGGCAAAACAGGAGCUGUCUGUUAAUGAAAUCCAACACAAAAUUAAGGAGUACAAUGCACAGAUCAACAGUAACCUCUAUAUGCUGAUUGUAAGUGGUUAUUUAUCUGAUGUUCUUUGAAUUUUUUGCAUUUUGAUUUAACUAUGUAUACCUUUGUAAUGGUUUUCUGCAGCUGUUGCUGUUGUUUGAGACCACUUUGGUAAUACAAACUUGUUCCUCUUACAGAAUAAAGACGGGUCAUACACUGGUUUCAUCAAAGUCCACUUUCAGUUGGUACGCCCUAUCUCCCUCCCUCCAUCUCAGAGCCUAAGCUAUACGAAAGAGGAUGAUCUUCAGAGUGGACGCUUAAAGAGGCGGACUUCUUUCUACCUCCCCAAAGACACUGCCAAGCACCUGCAUAUAAGCUCCCAGACACGUGUACGUGAAGUCAUUGAGGCAUUGCUCAACAAGUUCACCGUGGUGGACAACCCAGCCAAGUUUGCUCUGUUCGAACGCAGAGAGAGACAAAGUCAAGGUAGAACCCUGAAUGGUUUGUAAUUUCUCUACAAUGAAGUAAAAUGCAAGUAUAAAGUACUCGAUUUGACUUCUUUCAGUGUACAUGCGUAAACUGGCUGAUGAAGAGUGUCCCCUCCACUUGCGCCUAUGUGCGGGCCCCAGUGAAAAAGUUUUGAGUCUGGUUUUGAAAGAGAAUGAAACAGGAGAAGUCAAUGUAAGUUUUACAUUCAAGACGCUUAUCAAUAUCACAGAUAUCCAACAUCCAACAUUAAUUAUUUAUAUGUGAAAUUGUUCUCCUCCACAGUGGGAUGCAUUCAGUUUUCCAGAGCUGCGCAACUUCCUGCGAAUCCUGCAGCGUGAGGAAGAGGAGCAUGUGCGGCAGAUUGUGAAGCGCUACACUUUAGCUAGAGAAAGGAUGAAGCAGGCUGUGGCAAGAAUUACUACUCCUGGUUGA